Messenger RNA from Kwoniella shivajii, 2271 nucleotides. RefSeq lists its product as uncharacterized. The record is from RefSeq and is a predicted model, not a curated record. Gene Ontology annotation, molecular function: zinc ion binding. NCBI's taxonomy places the organism in Eukaryota, Fungi, Basidiomycota, Tremellomycetes, Tremellales, Cryptococcaceae. The transcript has 7 exons. Bases 1 to 2271 code for a protein of 756 amino acids.
AUGGUACCUCGACUAGCAUUAUAUGGACUUUCAUCCACACUGUUAGCUACGGGAGUAGUAUAUUCAGCCUUGAAUACAAGGGCAAAUUUCUAUGCUGCUGCUGUUGCUCUGGGCAGAAGCAGUGGAGCUUUGAUGGUUCUCGCCAAUUUCGCUCUUUUCAAUACUAUCUUAUUUGGAAUAGGAUUGAAGAAGGUCUUCUUUGGUCAAUUAAGAGCUAUAGAAUAUGAACAUCUAUUCGAGCGAUUAUGGAUAUUCUUAACAGAGUCAUUAUUGGCUUUAACAAUAUUCAGAGAUGACUUCUCAGCACCUUUCGCAUUCAUGUAUGGUAUUUUAUUAUUCCUUAAAUGUUUCCACUGGAUCACGGCGGAUAGAGUCGAUUAUAUGGAUCAAAUACCACCUCCUGGUCCACCGACCCUUUUCCAUAUACGAAUGACAUCCAUCAUAACCUUAUUAGCGAUAUUCGAUUUCGUUUUGGUAUCAUAUUCUAUAGAAGCGAUUCUAUCAGAAGGUGUUUCAGCCAUGGUCUUAUUCGCAUCUGAAUUCACUAUUCUCAACGCAUCGAUAAUAGGUACAGCAGCUCGAUAUUCAAUAGGUUUAAUAGAUCUCAGAAGAGCAAGAGGAAGAGCAGACGCUCCUCCUUGGGAACAAAAGUCUAUGUGGUUAUUCUAUGUCGAUUUGACUGUCGACUUCAUGAAACUCCUCACCUACCUUUCGUUCUUCCUUGUCAUUCUUCUUCAUUACGGCCUCCCACUCCAUAUUCUUCGAGACGUGUACAUGACUCUUCGAUCGUUCAUUUCCAGAUGUGGUGAUUUGAUCCGCUAUCGACGUGCUACUCGGGACAUGGACGCUUUAUACCCCGAUGCAACUGAAGAAGAGAUAGAACGAGGUGGAGAUAGGACCUGUAUAAUCUGUAGGGAAGAAAUGAUACCUCGGUCAGUAGUCGAAAGAGAAGGUAGUACCGCUUCAGGAGUCGGAGGUGGACCUAAUGAAACUCCCAAAAAACUGGCUUGUGGUCAUAUAUUCCACUUCCACUGUCUUCGAAGCUGGUUGGAAAGACAACAGAGCUGUCCCACUUGUCGAAGAGACGUAUUACGAACACCAGCUCAAUUGCCUGGUCGAGCUGCUGCUGCUCGGAACACUCCGCUUGCACCUCCCCCACCACCUGCCCAACCGGGAGCUGUACCUCAACCACCUCAACAGGCGGAAAGAAACAAUAUCCAACAGGCAUAUAACGAAUACUUCUCCCUACCUAGAAUGGGCUGGGACAACCCUGUGCCAAACAACGCAGGAGCAGCCGAUGGGACAUCAAUACAAGGAGGACCGACCAGUGGAGACGAGAGAGGGGAGCAAAGUAUCGAUGAGAGAUUACAACGUGGGAUAUGGGGAGGUCCAAUCACUCCAGGAAGAUUCUUCCCGACGCCAUUAGGAGCCGCACCGCGAUUCCAACAAGCCCAUCCUUCAUCUUCAAAUAUCUCGUCAAACCACUAUUCACAUAUCCGUACGAAUGUCAGACCGGACCCUCCUCCUGAAUCAGAAUCGGAAUCAGAAAGACGAGAAUCAACAGAUACUAGAAGGGGUCCACAUCUUUCUGUUCCUACUACACCUCAACUAUCAGGUCAUGUAACUCCCUUUUCAUCAAACCCACCGGUCAUUUUCACUUCAACAGGAACAGCUCGACCGGUCCCUAAAUCAGGAGACGAAGAGAAGGUGGAAGAUUUGGUAGUCAGUGAAGUUGAUGUGAGGAAAAGAGCGGCUGAAGCUGCUUUGAGAAGAUUUGGAGGUAUAUUCCCUUCUUCUUCUACUGCAUCUUCAUCUUCUAAUAGCAUGAUACCAAGGGAGAGUAUAGCAAUAUCAAAAGGAAAAGGAAAGGAAAGAGAAGUUGUUUCACCAUUGCAGUCGUUGAAUACACAGAAUUUGGAUGAAUGGGAAGCAGUACCAAACGUUCAUCCAAGACUGUUAUCCGAUCAAAGACAACCCAAUAUACAAUUUGAAAACCAACUUCAAGGCCGGCCAGGAGGUAGCGGUACAGUCGAGACUCUAGAUGAGAGGAUCAGAGUCUUGAGAGAAGUUGAUGAAACUAUAUGGGGCUUAGUAGCUGAGUUAACUCGUCUGAGAAGUUCAUGGGUAGAAGGGAAUCAAGCUUCUGCGAAUGAUGGUUCGACAGUGGAAACUGGUGUGCAAGUAGGAACAGAAUCAGAACCACAUGUAGACCAGACAGAUGGAAUAGAUCGACCUAGGAUUGAGAUACCUGAUGAUGACGACGAGGAAUAG